UUAUCUUACCAAUUAGCAAAUGACAAUUAUUGUCAAAUGACAAUGUGAAGUUGUCAAGUCUAUAUCAUAAUAUUUUGUAUUUUCAAAGUAAUCCAUCAAACUUAAUUUCGUUACAAAGUAUCAAAUAAUUUGCGAUAUUUAAAUGUAAAUAAUGUCUGGCAAUAAGCAAGAUGUCCUUUGGUCGCCAAUUCAUCACGAUAAAUUCAUUGUAUGGGGCCAGGAUAUAACCUUAUACGAAGUAGCUCGGCUACAAGAUAUCGAAAAAAGGUCUACAUAUACUCAAUUGUCAUCCACACAAGGUGCAACGGUAGUUGCAUCGCAGAGUGGUAGUGGUGUAAGAUGCGUGGACAUAAGUGCAAUUGCAGACCACCCGGAUCCAUUACUAGCACUGGGUCACAACAGUGGCCGAGUCACAUUAACCAGCCUCAAACAAACAUAUGAUCCACUCGGGUUGGUAGGAAGGGAAUUUGUGGCAAAAUAUCCUAGACCGUGCAUCUCUGUAGCCUGGAACUGCACUGAGAGCUCUCUCCUUGCAGUGGGCAUGGAGAAGCACCGCAGUGACAACUGUAUCUUGUUAUGGGACGUACAGUCAAGUGGCUUAGAUGAGUAUGAUGAGAGCUCGCCCACUCCUUCAGAGCCAGCGCGGCCACUAUCCGGGGUCGGCAAGGGCGAGACGGCGCACAGCGUGGCAUGGUGCGGGUUCGCACCCAGGACUAUCGUCGCCUCUAUGAAUCUGAAGCAUAUUAAAAUAUUCGACCUGAGAGAGAACGGCGACAAGGCGAGCGCCACCACCAGCAGCCGGCUGAACCUGGGCGCCGUGUGCGAGGCGGGCGGCUGGCGGCUGGCCACGCGCGGGGACGCCGGCGCCUGCGUGUGGGACGCGCGCGCGCUGGCCGCGCCGCUGCUGACGCUGGCCAUGCCGCGGGCGCCGCGCCGCCUGCUGUGGUGCCCCACCAGGCGCAACUUGCUGAUAUCCUUGCAACGCGACUCGAGCACUCUCCGGCUGCACGACAUCCAGCAGGUGCACGAUCAUCAGUCGCAGGAGGCGUUCGACGGCGUCUCGGAGGAGGCGGAGACGGAGCCUUGCGGUCGCGGCGCGCUGGAGCGCGACGUGUGGGUGUGCGGGGCGCCGCUGGCCGCCUUCGCCUGCCACCCGACGCGCCGCGCCUGCCUGCUGGUGCUCACCGCGGCCGGCGCGCUGUCGGAGUACACCGUGUCGGAGCGCGUGUCGCUGUCGUGGGGCGCCGGCGGGGCGCUGGCGUGGGCGGGCGGCGGGGCGCUGCGCCGCAUGCACCCGGCCUUCUACUCGCAGGUGCGCGACGUGGCGCACGUCAUGCGCGAGCGCGCCUCCACCGACUACGGACUCAAGCCCGACCUGUGGCAGAACGCUGACUUGGCAGACGACGAAGCGCUCAGCGGGCUGUGGCACUUCCUGGCCCUCAGCAAGUCUCUCGUCGAGGACGGCUGCAUCCGCAACAGCCCGUGGAAGCACCCGGGCGUGCGCGGCGUGCUGCGGUCGCCCGGCGAGGGCUACCGCUCGGAGGCCGCCGCCACGCUGCUGCCCGACCUGCCCAGCCGCAAGGUGACCACGUACCGCUCCGCCGAGCGCACGCGCGCGCUGCAGCUGUGCGGCUGGGGCUGGGGCUGGGACAGCGCGGGCGCCGGCGUGGAGCGCGCCGAGGCCGAGGGCACGCCGUGCCGCGCCGCCGCGCUGGCCGCCUUCCACCUGCGCCUGCGCGCCGCGCUCGACGUGCUGGCGCGCGCGCGGGCGCCGGCGCUGCGCGUGGCGGCGCUGGCGCUGGCGCCGUGCGCGGGCGCGGGCGCGGCCGACGAGCGCCUGUGGCGGGAGGCGCUGGCGGCGGCGGCCCCGGCGCUGCCCGACCCCUACCUGCGCGCGCUGCUGCACUUCCUGUCCGCCGCGCUGCCUCCCAGCGCGCCGCAGCCGCACCAGCCCGACUACUCUGCCGUGCUCAACGAGACCGAGAUGCGGCUCGAGGACCGCGUGGCGUUCGCGUGCAUCUACCUGCCGGACGGGCCGCUGCACGAGUACUUGUCGCGCACGUGGACGGAGCUGCGCGCGCGCGGCUCGCUGGCGGCGCUGCUGCUGUCGGGUGUGAGCGCGGACGGCAUCGGCGCGCUGCAGCGCUGGCUGGAGCGCUCGGGCGACGUGCAGUCGGCGGCGCUGCUGGCGGCGCGCUGCGCGGGCGCCGAGCUGCUGCGCGACGAGCGCGUGCGCGGCUGGCUGGCGGCCUACCGCUCGCUGCUGGACGCGUGGCGCCUGUGGUGGCCGCGCUGCCUGCUGGACACGUGGGUGGCGGCGGCGGGCGGCGGCGGCGAGGGCGCGGGCGCGGGCGUGGCGUGCACGUACUGCGGCAAGCCCGUGGCCGCCGCCGCCACGGCGCGCCCGCGCCCCGCCUUCGCGCGCCUGCCGCCGCCCGCCGCCAAGAUGAAGCAAAUCUCGUCGUGCCCCAACUGCCGCAAGCCGCUGCCCCGCUGCGGGGUGUGCUCGCUGCACCUGGGCACGGGCGCGGCGGGCGGCCCGGCGCCGGCGCCCCCCGUGCCGCCCGCGCCCCCCGCCCCCGCGCCCGCCCCGGCGGCCGGCGCCGCUGCGGGCGCGCACUUCGGCGGCUGGUUCAGCUGGUGCGUGGCGUGCCGGCACGGCGGCCACGCGGCGCAUUUGCUGCAGUGGUUCAGCGAACACUCGGAGUGCCCGGUGAGCUCGUGCACGUGUCGCUGCAGCGCACUGGAUCCCCCCGACCCUCCGGAGGUGCCCUCCGCGCCCGCCGCUCCCCCCGGAAGCGUCGCAGUACCAUCGGGAGGGGACUCAUGACGACUAUUGAAUGUUCAAAGAUAGGCGUUAUAUUUUAUUUAAACGUGUGCAUAAAGUGUAACAGCCAUCUGCGACGACUCGGCUGUGUCGUUUCUGACAGAUUCCAUAGAAUUUGUAUAUACUUCUAAACUAGUUCUUCUUGCCUUUUAAAAUACAUAUAUUUUGUUAACCAUUAACAGGUGACACAAAACAUUUAUUCCUAUUGACUAACGACAUUAUCUUUGAGCUCCGAUUAUGAAACAAACAUUAACUGCAUUAGGAAUGUUCUUCGACAUCUCACUUCCAUUUAUUAAUUGUAGGUUAUGUAUGAAGUGCAAUAACUAUUGUAAUGUGAGGUAUUUAAUAUCGAUUCACUUGCAAAUAUUAAUACUAAGCUCUUGAAUCUUUGAACACAGAAAUGUUCUAUAUGUGUACAGCUGUGAGUGUAGUUACAGGCACAAGAGAUUUUAUUUAUAUAUUAACAAUAUUGUACUUGUCUAAAAGAUAUAUGUAUAUAAAUAUUAUGACAAAUGUGAUAUUAAACGAGGCACAGUCAAAUAAUAAUAUAUAUUGUAAUAUAAAUGUUUUAUUGGAAUAAGCUUUUCGCGUUAUUGAUAAAAUAAUGUAUAAAUUAGAGUUAUUUCGUGCUAAUCGACAUUAUUUUUAUCGUGUUCAUGUAAUGAAAUGUGAAUAUUAAUUUCAGAUAUUUUCAUUGUAGUCGUAGCUUGGGGUUGGGGAAGCAACCCACUAUUAAAAUCAUGCCCAAGGGGGAGUAGACCGCUAAUUUUCCAAUGCCAUUGAUACAAUAA
Vanessa tameamea is the source of this 3618-nucleotide messenger RNA. It is a transcript of the gene mio, whose product is annotated as GATOR2 complex protein MIOS-B. Gene Ontology annotation, biological process: cellular response to amino acid starvation; positive regulation of TORC1 signaling. The transcript is spliced from 13 exons. The record is from RefSeq and is a predicted model, not a curated record. Gene Ontology annotation, cellular component: cytoplasm. Gene Ontology annotation, molecular function: protein binding. Bases 152 to 2830 code for a protein of 892 amino acids. NCBI's taxonomy places the organism in Eukaryota, Metazoa, Arthropoda, Insecta, Lepidoptera, Nymphalidae.